AUGCAUUUCCAUCUUCUGGCUCUCAUCUGGGUGUACACCUCCCACGCCUCUGCAGCCAUUACCUGGCAGUUGCAGAGGAACUCAAAUCCCACAUCCGACCAAGCCGACGCCUAUACUCGCAUAGAAGCCGCCAUGGGUUUGGCCGUGGCGCGAUACACGAAGUUAGCCGUCCGUCCAAACAAGUCCAUCACAGUCCAGUACGUGCCCAGCGUGGCCACCGCGGAUGGGAACUUCAACGGCAACAUCCGAUUCGGCUCGACCCGGUCGUACAUGAACGAGCGGACCGCGCUCCACGAGAUCUCCCACACGCUCGGCAUUGGCCAGACACAAGCCUUCGACACGAGAUGCGCCGCGAACAACUGGCCUUCGGCGACGAAGCUCCUGCAGUCAUGGGACGGCGCCGAUGCGAAGAUAAACUGUGGAGGCGGGCACAUCUGGCCCUAUGGGCUCAAUUAUGAUGAUGAAAUGAGCGAGACAAAUGCGGACCGGCACUGUCAGCUAGUAGAUGCGAUGCUGGGUGAUGGACUGGCAGGCUGA
Messenger RNA from Phialemonium atrogriseum, 537 nucleotides. RefSeq lists its product as uncharacterized. The record is from RefSeq and is a predicted model, not a curated record. The coding region runs from base 1 to 537 and encodes 178 amino acids. Lineage: Eukaryota; Fungi; Ascomycota; Sordariomycetes; Cephalothecales; Cephalothecaceae. The transcript has a single exon.